This is a messenger RNA of Truncatella angustata, 1893 nucleotides long. RefSeq lists its product as uncharacterized. The coding region runs from base 1 to 1893 and encodes 630 amino acids. Gene Ontology annotation, biological process: secondary metabolite biosynthetic process; fatty acid biosynthetic process. The record is from RefSeq and is a predicted model, not a curated record. The transcript has 7 exons. Lineage: Eukaryota; Fungi; Ascomycota; Sordariomycetes; Amphisphaeriales; Sporocadaceae. Gene Ontology annotation, molecular function: fatty acid synthase activity; oxidoreductase activity.
AUGUUGGAACCGUCGGAGGGUGGCCUAGACGGCGCUCCCGUGCCCGGCCUAUUUCGAGUGCUGCGGAAUGAGUUCUUUCAAAUCACCUUGGCCCUUCUGGAUCUUUCGCCCACUUUCGACGCAAGAAUUCCAGGCAGUGCCGACCUAGGAAUCGAUGCUUGGAUCACUUCAAUCGAUAUCUCGGUGGUCAGUAAAGACCUUGAGCUGGCAGAAGUUCAAGGGGAUAUUUUGCUGCCUCGUUUCAUUUCUUCGUCUUCCAUGGAUACCGAGAUAGCGCUUACAGCAGGUCGAGCAAGGCCGACGCUUAAAGAGCUUUCAUCAUCGGGGCAUUUGCCUCUUGUUGCAGGUCAGAAAAACGUCCAAAAUACGGCUUGGAAGACUGACGAGAAGGCCUAUGGUGCUCUAGAUCCGGACAGAGUAGAGGUCCAAGUGGCAGAUGUUUCGCUCACCCUGAGCGGAUCUCCCGUAUCUGAGCUUGACGUGAGCCAUGUUACAGGCCACAUCACACGAUGCGGAUCAGAGGUCACCGAAUUCUUAGAAGGUGAUCGCGUGGUGGCACUGAACGGACUGCAUUUCAAACCCCAUGUGCGCCAGCAUCGGUCAAUGCGUAUUCUCAUCCGAGAUAGUACUACAAGUCUAGGGCAGGCCCUUGUGCACGUAGCACGUCAAACUGGUGGUGUUGAAAUCUUCGUGGCUAUACGAACGCCAGAUGAGAAGGCGCUUCUAGUUAACAAACUGAACCUUUCAAGACAGUCAGUUGUAAUUGUCAAUGGCUUACAAGACAUGAGCCGUCUGGCUUCCUACUUUUCACACAUGACUCAUGGUCAAGACCUUGAGAAGAAUAUCGGCUUUUCAUAUAUCGAUCCCGCACAUGUCCUGCAGAAAGAGCCAGAGAGGAUCAUUAAGUUUCUUCCGGAGGUCCUAAAACUUAUCCAAAGCGCUGGCGGAUUACCCGAAAUCGUUCCAACCACCAAGUUUGAGGUCACGAACCUACGUGAAGCCUUGGUAUGGGCGCAGGAUACCAGAAAAAGUGGCAUAGUCUCGAUAGGUUUGCAGCCCGCGUCUAGGGAUGUGCUUGUACCGGUCAUAUCUGCUACUCCCGCACUACUGAGACUUGAUCCUGAUGCUACUUACGUUCUUGCCGGUGGGCUCGGGUCCCUUGGCUUAAGAAUUGCAGAGACGAUGGCCCAACACGGUGCCACCUGUCUGGUCUUCCUUUCGCGCUCUGGGGAAGAUACGCGGCAUACUAUUCGUGAGGUAGAAAAGGUCGGGCGGCCGAUCAAAGGCGUCGUCCUGUGCGCCAUGGUUCUUCAGGGCCUAGCGGCAACUUCAAUCAACGUCGGCCUUGUCACCGACUCAGACCACACAAUUGACGGUAUAGAUAUGGAAAACUACCUUGAUCGUUCCAAGCAUAUGGCGAGCGUCAGUACAACACUUGAGAAGCUAGAUAUCGCCAUCAUUGCCUCGAUGAGAGGCACAGUGGGAGAUGGGGAGCAUGUUCAGGUUCAGUUUGUCUACUGCAUGACAGACUCUUUACACCCGGAAGGCGUAGAUGGAUGGGCCCGGGACCGGAAGUUCAUCCAUCGCACCGCUAUAGCUGAUAACCGCGUUUCAAUGCCAGUGGGCGAGUCGUCGGCUCCUAGCACCGGCGAGCAGCUUGACUUAGUAUUCAGCCCACAGAAAUCGACGAAGAUCGGCCACUAUACGACGCUGGCGUCGCAUCUUCGCCCCUCCUAUUUGAGCCAGGCAGUCUCGGCGCUCGAUCCUUGGUCGAAGAAAGACCUCGAAGCUAUUCAUAAGAUGGAGACGAAGUGGCCUCAAGAUCUAAUCACGUUGUAUCACUUCUAUGCUUCUCGAAUGCAAAAGACUUGUGGCCACAUCAAAAGCGGCUAA